CCAACAUUAUUUUCAUUCUUUAGCUCUCCCAUCAAUACUUUAUCAUAUGUCACAUUUAACAGAUUUUCAUUGGAGGAUGGUAGUUUAAACGUUACUUUAUAUUCAAGAUAUCAAUAUAUUGAAAAGUUCAUGGGAACCUAUGCCUAUGAUGGUAUAAAUAAUUUUUAUUAUGGUGUUUAUGAUCAAGGAAUUUAUUAUGAUGGUACAUUCAGUGAUCUUGACCAAGGUGAAUUAAUUGUAGAUUAUAUUAAUUAUGAAAAUUGUCACCCAGCUAUUACAGAUUUUACUAUUCAUCCAAUCAGUUAUGACCCAUCUAUCAACUAUAGAUUCUAUGUUGGUUGGUCCAAGAAAACCAAUGAAAUGCUAGUUAUAGGUUUUGAUACAUGUUGUUAUAAUUAUUUCUUUUAUUACAAUGUCACAAAAUACCCAGUUGCAACUAAAUACCAAAACAGUUUGGUUCAUACAUACGACCCAAUCGAAAAAAAUAUAUAUAUAAACUACAUUGAUCCAACCACUAACCAACGUAAUUUAUUAGUACAACCAGUUCUUUCAUCAGGAGAAGAAGCUUUUGAAGAAUAUGUUUUCCAAAAUGAUUUGGUUCCAGUAGAAAAUAAAGUUUAUUUAAUGCAAACUUCAGUUGGACCAACUACAAACAAUAUUUAUAUGAUCGAAGUAACUAAUUCCACUGGAUCAAGCAGCAGCAAAAUCAAUUUCUACUCGGUUUCAUUUGCAAAUAAUCAAGCUACCAACAAAUUACUUUUAACCUUAGACAAUAGUGCCGGUGCUAUCGAUGAUGGUAUUCCAUUUGCCUACGUUAACAAUACAGAUCCAUUCUUCUUUAUUGUUUCUAAACCACAAUCACCAGACCAAUACCUCAUCACCAAAAUCGAUUUAAAUUCAUUUGAAACACUUAAUUCUGUUACUGCAGAUAUCGAAGAUAAAAAUAAUUAUGGUUUAUAUUACCAUUAA
Dictyostelium purpureum is the source of this 969-nucleotide messenger RNA. RefSeq lists its product as uncharacterized. The transcript has 5 exons. The record is from RefSeq and is a predicted model, not a curated record. NCBI's taxonomy places the organism in Eukaryota, Evosea, Eumycetozoa, Dictyosteliales, Dictyosteliaceae. The annotation marks the transcript as partial.